GAUGUUAUGCUUCUACUGUGUCGAACCUCCGUGGUAAAAGUCAAAUCCCGGUGACCUAUAUAUCAAUCGCCCUGGAACAAUAUAUAUUCACUCUCUGACUUCAUUCAUCCUGUCCUGUUCCCUUUCCUCAAUGGCUGACGUCGAGAAGAUCCACGCCGACUUCCGUAGCGAUGUCGAGAGCGUCGAUCGUAGCUCUCAUGGCCAUGACGACUGUCCGACCCACGACACAAAACCUACGCACUCGGAAGGGCUCUCUGAAGAGAGCAUACAGUCUUGUGCCUCCCAUGAAUACGCAGACGGUGGUCUGAAGGCAUGCUUAGCUGUGUUUGGCGCGUCUCUCGCGCUGUUCAGCACUUUUGGGCAAAUGAACGCGUUUGGGACGUUCCAAGCGUGGUACGCAGAUCAUCAACUACAACACCUGCAUGCGUCGACCAUUUCUUGGAUUGGCUCUUUGCAGCUGUGGGUCUUCUUCUUUUCCGGAGGACCUAUUGGCUUCAUGUUUGACUUGUAUGGGCCCCGAAUCUUGAUGGCAACGGGCUCGUUGCUGUAUAUCCUCAGUCUAGUCUUGACGAGCAUAUCGACACAGUUUUACCAGUAUGUCCUGGCGCAAGGCAUAUUAUUCGGUUUAGGUGUCGGUUUACUAUUCUAUCCGUCGCUCGCAAGUGUUUCGACGUACUUCUGCAAAUACCGCGCUUCUGCACUAGGCAUUGCCGCAGCUGGGUCUAGUCUUGGUGGCGUCAUGUACCCCAUCAUGUUACAGCACCUUUUCGAGCACGUUGGAUUUGGCUGGGGAGUCCGCGUAUCUGCCCUCGUCAGCGGAGUCGGCUGUGGAAUUGCACUUGUGACAGUGACGGCUCUUACACCGGGGCAAAAGCGCGGACGCUGCUCGUUUCGGCUUUGCUCGACGUUCAAAGAUGGGCGUUUCGACUUUCUCAUGGUUGGAAGCAGUCUUGUUGCUUUAGGUCUUUUCAUACCGCUGUUCUACAUAGUGGACUUUGCGCAUGAUCUUUCCAUCUCUCGUGACACUUCAUAUCUGGUGCUCGCUCUAAUGAACCUGGGAGGCGUUUUUGGUCGCAUAGCCCCCGCCGUCUUGUCCGACACCAUCGGGCGCUUCAACAUCCUUGCACCUUCCGCGUUCUUGUCAGGUGUCCUCUGCCUGACACUCUGGAUCCUGGCACGAACACUUUCGUCAGUGAUCGCAUUUUCCAUUUUAUACGGCUUCUUCUCGGGGUCGUUCAUAUCUGUGAUAACGCCGUGCGUGGCACAAAUAUCGGAUGUUCGGGAGAUCGGUACAAGAAUCGGAGUCCUUUACAGUGUUAUUUCUUUUCCAUCCUUGAUAGGCGGUCCCACAGCCGGCGCCUUAUUAGCGCUAGAAGGUGGAUCAUAUACUGGGAUGAUUAUUUUCUCCGGUGCGACGACGAUUGCUGGUUCCUGCUUUAUAAUCGGUGCAAAACUCAUGAUUGAUUCGCGGAUAUUGGCUCGGGUGUAAUCUAUCCUUCAAAUGAACGGACACAGAUAAUUUAUCUCAUCUUCUACUUAUCACAUAUUUAUUUUUACGACCUUAGGAUACUUCUCACGCAUAUAUUGCUCCGCCUA
Molecule: messenger RNA, 1596 nt
Organism: Guyanagaster necrorhizus
Lineage: Eukaryota; Fungi; Basidiomycota; Agaricomycetes; Agaricales; Physalacriaceae
Product: MFS general substrate transporter
Exons: 6
Coding region: 131-1489 (452 amino acids)
Biological process (GO): transmembrane transport
Molecular function (GO): transmembrane transporter activity
Source: RefSeq, a predicted model, not a curated record